Penicillium samsonianum is the source of this 521-nucleotide messenger RNA. RefSeq lists its product as uncharacterized. Bases 58 to 369 code for a protein of 103 amino acids. Lineage: Eukaryota; Fungi; Ascomycota; Eurotiomycetes; Eurotiales; Aspergillaceae. The transcript is spliced from 3 exons. The record is from RefSeq and is a predicted model, not a curated record.
CUCUGCUACAAGAUAACUUCCAACUUUACUUACCUACCUAAUCAAACACCGCACCCAAUGAAGCUGGCCGUGGCUCUUGUUGUCUACAUCUCCUUGAUCCCGGGAACCCUGUCUCUGGUGGAACCUUGCAAAGAGAAUCUGGUUUACUGCGGCUCAACCCUGGAGCAGUACCAUGGUUACACUCCGGACGAGAUCCGCUCUUAUAUCAGCAGGUCUUCACUUGGCCAAUACAUCGAGGAUGCACUCGAUGAGCCGGAAAACGCACUAUUUCGAUGCACAGAUACUGCUGGGGACCUGGAUCUGACAGCAUUCUGCUAUUCAGGCUGCACUCAGCCUCCAACCGGUGAUACUUGUGCUGCUGAACCUUAGGAGACUUUGAGACCGUUGGGCCUUCAUGGCUGAUACCCGGGGGUGAAAUUGGAGGGUGUUUGGUUUUCUUGGCGUUUUAAACUAGGUUUUAUUCUGGCUCAGUGGGUAUUUCCUAUAUUCUAUGCAAAUGCGAAGGUCCUUUUCUUUUUAAA